This is a messenger RNA of Mercurialis annua (annual mercury), 1104 nucleotides long. RefSeq names its product probable pyridoxal 5'-phosphate synthase subunit PDX2. Gene Ontology annotation, biological process: pyridoxal 5'-phosphate biosynthetic process; pyridoxine metabolic process. The transcript has 7 exons. The coding region runs from base 55 to 813 and encodes 252 amino acids. The record is from RefSeq and is a predicted model, not a curated record. Gene Ontology annotation, molecular function: glutaminase activity. Lineage: Eukaryota; Viridiplantae; Streptophyta; Magnoliopsida; Malpighiales; Euphorbiaceae. Gene Ontology annotation, cellular component: cytosol; glutaminase complex.
ACAAAUAAAUUAAGAAACGAAAGGCCUCAGAAUUCCAAAAUAAUAAAAUACUGAAUGGCUGUCGUUGGCGUGCUUGCUCUUCAGGGAUCUUUUAACGAACACAUUGCAGUUCUUAGAAGAUUGGGAGUGAAAGGAGUGGAGAUAAGGAAGCCAGAACAGCUUCACAAUCUCACUUCUUUAAUAAUUCCUGGCGGUGAAAGCACAACUAUGGCUAAGCUUGCUGAAUAUCAUAACUUGUUCCCUGCGUUGCGUGAGUUCGUUAAGACAGGAAAGCCGGUAUGGGGAACAUGUGCAGGUCUCAUUUUCUUGGCAGACAAGGCCGUUGGGCAAAAAAUAGGAGGCCAAGAAUUGGUUGGUGGCCUAGAUUGCACAGUGCACCGGAAUUAUUUUGGCAGUCAGAUUCAAAGCUUUGAGACGGAGCUAUCAGUUCCAGUACUUGUAUCAAAAGAAGGUGGCCCUGAAACAUUCCGUGGAGUUUUUAUUCGUGCUCCAGCUGUAGUUGAUGUUGGGCCUGGGGUUGAAGUGCUGGCUGAGUAUCCGGUAACAUCUACCAAUAUUUUGUAUUCAAGUUCUGCUGUUCAAAUCCAAGAGGAAACUGCUGUGCCUGAAAAGAAAGUGAUUGUAGCCGUGAAGCAGGGGAAUAUGUUAGGAACUGCAUUCCAUCCUGAACUGACAGCGGAUACGCGAUGGCAUAGUUACUUCUUGAAGAUGGGAAGUGAUGCUCUAGUGGAGGCCUCAACUAGCAUUGUCCAAGUAGGAGUAGAUCAAAAUGUCGACGAAAAACCAAGGAUUGACCUUCCGGUCUAUCAAUAAUGGAAGUUUGAUAAGUGAUUAGUAGCUUUACAACUUUAAUUAUUCGUUCUUCCUUUUGAAGAACGGAGAUAAUAUUCGUUUUUACUGCAGUAAUACAUUACUUUGAUGUCGAAUUGUCUCAUGGAGGUCAUUUUAUUUUCUUAGGUUGGUAGGUUAGAUCUAUAAUACAAAAACAGAUUCAUGGGUUUCACCUGUGUACGUAAUGCUUAAAAGAAGUAAGCUUUCGAAUUAAUAGAAACAUGUAAAAUAAACACAAUGAAAUUGAAAUUUUGUUUUUCUGCAUGUUGGCAA